Molecule: messenger RNA, 1980 nt
Organism: Tuber aestivum (summer truffle)
Lineage: Eukaryota; Fungi; Ascomycota; Pezizomycetes; Pezizales; Tuberaceae
Source: the annotation of a GenBank genome assembly
GCGCUCCGAGAGGAUGUGGAGAACGAGGUGGAGGGAGAGGAAGGGGGGGUGCCCUUGUGCCUUAAUUUUAUGAUAUUUUUCUCCAAGAAUUUGGUUUGAUUUUGCGGUUCUCGUUUCGGAGCGCUGGUCGCCAUAGACGCUAGGGGGGUUAUCUCCUAAUGGAUAUAAAGUGUGAUAGCUUCUGGGGUGUUUGGUAAUCUCGGAGGAAUAUCAGAAUAGUUCUCAUUAUUCUAGUGAUGGCAGGUGUUUCUGAGAGCCAGGUCCGGUAUUACAAAGCAGUUUUUGCUGAGCAUAGUACGGUGAUAGAGGACGUAAGGCGCUAGUUCUUCCCAGCAGGAGAAUUUUUAUUCCUCACUCUUAGGGAAUCGACCUGUCCUCUCACCUCUUUUCCUCUAACAACGGAGACAAAGGUGUUAUCAUGGUUGGGAGGAGCAGGGAUUGCCGGAGAAUAGUUUGCCCGUUGCCCACCGGAGCCAGAGUCAACUCAGGCACGACUUCACAAUGACCGAAUUGUCGCUCCACCCUACCGCGCAAACAUCACGUCAUGCCUGUAUGCCAUAGCAGCGGGAAAUCACCACCACCACCACCAAAUACGUAUCCAGAAUAUAUAAAACCACAAUCAGCGCUUGUCCUGUCCCGUCAAUCGAUGCAACCCCGCCGAAACCCAGCCCCCGCCCACCAUGGCACUGUUCGAAAAAUCUACCCCAACAAACGAACCAAUCCCAACCGUAACUCGCCAAUGGAUCCUCUACCAAUACCCCCAAAGAUCCCACCCCAUCUCAGGUUCCUUCAAACUAACCCAAAGGCCGCUCUGCCCCUCCACCCCUACUGCCAACACCCCUUCGACUCGCCAAGGAGCCCACAAACCCGCCAACAAGAUUCUACUAAGAACCCUCUGGUUCUCGAACGACCCCGCGCAGCGCGCACGGAUCAACAACGCGAGCACGGACCGGCUGUACACCGAUUUCAUGAGGGAGGGAGACGUGAUGAGCGCGACGGCGAUAGGGGAAGUAAUCGAGAGUUCCCAUCCGGAGUAUAGAAAGGGAGAUCUAGUCCGCGGGGCAUUCGGGUGGAGCGAGUAUGUCCUCGCCGACACGGACUCGUCCCACGACUGGCAAUUGAUGAAGAUCCCGCCCAAGACUAAUCCCGCGGACUUCAUGGCUAUGGGCGGCACCGCCCUCACCGCGUACUUCGGCCUCCUGAGUGUUGGCGCUGCCACCUCCGCCGACAAGACCAUCGUUGUAUCCGCUGCCGCUGCCGCUGUUGGCUCAAUUGUGACUCAGAUAGCAAAGAACGUCCUUGGCGUCAAAAGGGUCAUUGGGAUCGGCAGCAGUGAAGAGCAGUGCAACGUCAUUAAGGAAAAGUGCAGUGCCGAUAUCGCGCUGAAUUAUAAGAGUCCAAAUUUCCGUCGGGAGUUCGAGGAGGCGACGCCAGAGUAUGUGGAUAUCUAUUUUGACAUUACGGGUGGUGAAGCGCUGGAGUUGAGUUUGAGGAGGAUCGCGAGGAACGGGAGGGUCGUCGCUUGUGGGGCAAUCUUCCGGUAUGAUUCUAGCGGGGAGGAAAUGAUUGUUAGUGCUAAGGCUUGGACGAAUAUUGUCUGUUUCUCCUUUUCUUUUUCUUCCCGCCCCCUGGGGUGAGUGGCUGCUGACGGUGGUGACGGUGUCUAGAUAUUUAUGAAGGCUCGAGUGGAAGGUUUUACUAUCUCGGAGUUUAAGCAUAGGUUCCCAGAAGCGCGGGAGCAGGUAUUCCGGUGGGUGAGGCAGGGCAAGAUUCACCCCCUAAAGACAGUCUGGAGGGCAAAAUUCGAAGAGCUGCCCCAAGGAAUGGUCAAAUUGCUGAAGGGAGAGCAUGUUGGAAAGUUAGUUACGGAGAUCAUCACGGAGUAGCUUUGGAGAAUUCUAGGAAGGAAACAGAACCCAUAUGUGACAUUUAACUAUCCGUCUCUGUAUCAUAUCAUAUCAUAACGUCUCACUCGUUGAG